CAACAACCUCAUGAGCGACAUGGAUAUAUAAGCUGAGGCACACCUGCUCAGCAAUAAAGGACUUCAGACCUCCGCAGACUGACCUCAGCCUGUCAACAAAGUUCAGGUGCCGUUUAAUCUGUAACUGGAACUUCAUUUACCAGCAUUACUGCCCGGUGCCCGGAGCGACCUCACAGCAUGCUGCCCGGAAGAGCGACUGAUGUUCGGCUCUGCGUCCUGACGACGAGCCGCUGGGUGCCUGCAACCCUCGCACUGCUCCUCCUCCUCUCCUCCAGCCUGAGCAGCGCCCACAGCACUACGGUGGAGCACGACUUCCACAUCGUUCACAAUGUGGACAACAGAAGUCCAGAGAUAGACCCCUUCUGGUAUGUGGGGCGUGGUGUGCGACCCAUCGGGCGCUUCGGGAAGAGGCACAGCAGCGUGAGCAGUGGGGGGCUGCAGUCAGGUGCUGUCGUCAGGACACUGGGUCUGCUCCUCAACAGCCUCAGAAACAAGGAGGACCUCAGAAAUGUACUGGAUGUUGAGGAUGGAGAAUGGUUACCAUGACAGCGUGUCCAUUCAAACUCCCAAGUGUCUUCAUUUGUUCUCUUUUUUUUAUGAUUGAGGUUAUGUUCUAGCUCUUGACUGUAUUUCUCCAUGACAGGAUAAGAUCCUUGAUGAAAUCAAUCUGCAAAUGUACCUGUACAUAUAAAUGCAUUCUAUAUUGAUUAAUAAACCAGGAUGUUGUCAUUCUA
Molecule: messenger RNA, 734 nt
Organism: Cheilinus undulatus (humphead wrasse)
Lineage: Eukaryota; Metazoa; Chordata; Actinopteri; Labriformes; Labridae
Gene: prlh2
Product: prolactin releasing hormone 2
Exons: 3
Coding region: 178-546 (122 amino acids)
Molecular function (GO): hormone activity
Source: RefSeq, a predicted model, not a curated record